Molecule: messenger RNA, 2636 nt
Organism: Coregonus sp. 'balchen'
Lineage: Eukaryota; Metazoa; Chordata; Actinopteri; Salmoniformes; Salmonidae
Source: the annotation of a GenBank genome assembly
AUAUAUUUAAUUGCUAGUAUGUUAUGCUGUUAUAGAUAUAGCAUAGUUUUAGAAACACAGUCAUUAUAUGGUAAAUAUAAAUCUCUGUCUUGACUGAGCUUUUUGAUUCGGACUGACUUUCUACUAUUUUAUCCUACAGUUCCUCCUCCUGUCAACGUGCGCCUGAUCUGCCACAAUUUCCACAAUGUGAUCUAUUGGAACUACAGUGAACCAUCUCUACAGCCACAGUUCAAUGUGGAAAUGAGAAGAAUACAUUCUGGGUAGGUGCUGCAGCAUAUUGGUUGCUUAAUCGCUCACGUUUAUAUUUUUCACCAAAUAUGGCCUAGGCUAUCCAGUGUAGCGUAUAUAUAGCUAGUGAAUAUUAAAUGUUUCUUGCCACAAUACCACAAUAGCCACAAUUUCAAGUAGAAAUUGGAAAAUGUACAUGCACUGUCAGACCCAUAGAAAUGUAAAGUCCUGUCAACAGUUCUUUGUCAGCUUCUCCAUUGUAAUUGUGAACUAACAUUUCAGUCCAAAUCAGAGGUUGCCACUAACCCACAACAAUUUUUUUCCUCUAUCUUUCAGUGCUGCCUUGGUUUGUUCAAACACUUCACUCUACCACUGCGAUGUCUCCUCAUUUACCAAAGUAAUUGAAGAGGGCUACCGUUUCAUAUUAACUGCUGUUGUUGGACAGAAUACAAAUUCCUCUGAAAUUUCAUUCACCUACGACGAUAUUGUGAAAUCAGACCUGGUGGAUGUACAGUGUAAGUUCUCACACUGAGCUAACCAAAAGGCGAAUUAUGGGAACAAUGUUAUACAGUAUGUAGCGAUUGACAAAUAGAAUUGGGGUAGUAUCUUGAAAGGGUUUGUAAAUACACUGUAUGCACUGCAGCACAUGUAGCAUUUCUUUGUUGAUCUGACCACACAAUGCUCAGAGGUGGGAGAUUUUGCACAUAUUUUCUGACCUCAGAUUUGCACGAAGUAAUGGUCUUUUGUGUGGUUUUUUUAGGCUCAUUGGAUUUCCCACCUGUCAACAUCUCAGCUGUAUUUGAUAAAAUGAUAAAAGUUCAAUUCAUUCACCCGUUUCACAUCUACAAACAUGCCAUCAUCAAAGAUGAAAGACCGGAUCAUAAGGAAUUUGAUUACAUGGUUAUCACAGAAUAUCACUUGGUAAGAACUGACAGAAAAUUAUGACUUAGAAAUGACUGGGGAACACUUGUAGAAGCUCAGAUUUUUCACAUGCGUAUACUUGCUGUGAAUUGUUUUCACUUGCAAGCAAAGCAGCUUUAUUUUUCAAAAGGAAACACAUUUAUAUCCUUCAAAUAUAAACAUUUGCAUAUUUAGUUAUUUUUACGAACGUUGUUAUAAUAUAGCCUAAAUAUAUUCCUUUUUUUAUUUCCCCAGAAACAACAUAGCUUUACCUGCUCCUACAAGCAACACCAUGUGUGUGAGGCUGAAAUACCAGUUGAUGGAGAGAUGGACAGGCACUGCAUCAAGAUAAAAGGAAAAAUGAAGAAUGUUCCUGUUUCAGCUCACCAGAACAUAUGCAUUGAGGAGAAGCAUGGGGAUUCUGGUAAGACUUUUAAUUUCUCACAUGGAAACGUCAAAGUGACAUUAGGUCUCAGUAGGUCUGUUAUUGUUUAGCAAAUAUUGUCUGUAAUCAUUUGAUAAACCACAUCUGCUAAUAUCUGAUACGUGCUUUGAAAGUUAUACCUGUCUAUUGUCAUACUAUGACUGAUUUUGUCAUCAAAUGCUCAAUUAGGAUGCUGUACAGUUUUGUAUGUGAAAUCAGUUUGACUGUCAGUCUAACUGCUGGAUUUGUCCCCUGUAGGUCCUAGCUACACUGCCCUCUACAUUGUGAUCCCUAUCGUUGUCAUGGUUGUGAUUGUGUUCAUCGUUUGGCUGAUAUACAGUAAACGGACAACUGGCUCAUUCCCUCAAACAAAGUCUUUGGUGUGUUCAGCCUUUCAACUGUUUGGCCUGCACUGCAGUGGAUUUAUUCAUAAAGCUACUCCAUAUAGACUAGAUUAUAGUCAUGUAGAGAUGGUUUCAGGAGAGCACUUGUUGGUACAUUGUAGAAAUGAUGAGUGUCAUGUUCCUGUUGGAGUUAUUAAACUAUUGAUAUGCUACUUCCUGCAAACACUGUCAAAACAAUAGUACAUUAAAAACAAAUUUCACCCACAGAAUGUUUGACUGAAUGUUGUAUGUUCUCCUUCUCUGGUAGGCUUCCAUGCUGUCACAUAUGGGUUCAGGUGUGUCCCUUAUGCACCCUGAGAAAGCCAUUCUGAGUGAGGUACAAACAGGUGGCUCCCCCCUCCUGCAGACCCCCGUGGAUUUUUUGCCAGAUGAGACCCUCACAGUCAUCAGUACCCCCCAGGAAGAGGUCCUCCGCCUCCCCAUUGGACUGAAGGACCAGGAGUGGAGCGGUGGGGACGUCAUGUUGCCCAACGAGGGGUCAGGCUCUUCACUGGAGGUAACGAGAGGGUUGGGACUGGAGGUGAAGAGGGACUUCUCUGAGCUGUCGGACUAUGACUGCCCCCAUAGACCUGUGAUAGAGGAGAUGAGUCCUGGGGACACUGUUACAGGAUACAAGAUCUGAGAUCUGAGUUUCUCUCAAGAGAAAGGAUGGUAAUAUUUUGUAAAUGUAUUUAAACAGG